AUGGGGCUAAGAAAGGCCCUGGCGAGGCCCUUUGUCGCGCUUGUAGCCUCGAUGGACAGCCGCAUCGACCGCAUGGAUGAGCCGCUGAAGCGGCAUAUUCAGCAUCACAACAAGUCAGGCGAGGACCUCUGCGCCAGUGUUUGGCACGAGUACUGGUCGUACCAGAAGGCGCUUCUGUCGUAUCGUAAGACGCGGUUUUUCAGCGAGCUAAGCUAUAUAACCGGGGGAACUUUAUCGGUGGCUAGUAUAGGCGUCAAAGACGUUAUACUCUUCUCCCGCGCCUUCACAAAGUGUUUGUUUAUCUUCAUCAUUUGCGUCCUCAUAGGGCGUCGCUCCGUGUUUCCGUCGUUGGAGCCCACAUCUGUCUUUGUUGAGGAAAUCAACAAGAACUGGCAACCCAAUCACAAACGCGGUAUGGUGCUUAGGCAUAUGUAG
Trypanosoma rangeli is the source of this 435-nucleotide messenger RNA. RefSeq lists its product as uncharacterized. Bases 1 to 435 code for a protein of 144 amino acids. The record is from RefSeq and is a predicted model, not a curated record. The transcript has a single exon. Lineage: Eukaryota; Euglenozoa; Kinetoplastea; Trypanosomatida; Trypanosomatidae.